Juglans microcarpa x Juglans regia is the source of this 1256-nucleotide messenger RNA. RefSeq names its product signal peptide peptidase-like. Lineage: Eukaryota; Viridiplantae; Streptophyta; Magnoliopsida; Fagales; Juglandaceae. The coding region runs from base 332 to 814 and encodes 160 amino acids. Gene Ontology annotation, biological process: membrane protein proteolysis. Gene Ontology annotation, molecular function: aspartic endopeptidase activity, intramembrane cleaving. Gene Ontology annotation, cellular component: lumenal side of endoplasmic reticulum membrane; cytoplasmic side of endoplasmic reticulum membrane; membrane. The transcript is spliced from 5 exons. The record is from RefSeq and is a predicted model, not a curated record.
UCUGUUCAGUAACCCUCCUCCGUUGCCUUCUUUGGACAGUUAAAACCCUAAUUUCAAAAAAUCUGCAAAUUAUCAAAAUCUGAAUCCUCCCUCCACCCUGGUCUCUCUAUCUUCGGCGGCCUCCCCGAUCUCUGAGGGAAGCGAAAGGGUUUACUAUUUCUGUGCCGCCGACGAAUCGUAUGGUGUUUCUUACUGCGAAAAGAGGAAUAUCUGUUUUCGGCUGAAUUUCGAUGAUUUUUGUUUGUGAUCGCUGAGGAAGCCAUAUUGGGAAACUUUUGAAUCGAUCAGUCGGUAUUUUAAGUCAAGCGUGGGAUUUUAGAAUAAGAUAACGAUGAAAAACGUCGAGCGAUUGGCGAAUGUAGCUUUAGCAGGUUUAACUUUAGCACCACUCGUUGUUAAGGUGGAUCCAAACUUAAAUGUUGUUUUGACUGCUUGCCUUACUGUUUAUGUGGGCUGCUACAGAUCUGUCAAGCCAACUCCACCUUCUGAGACAAUGUCCAAUGAGCAUGCCAUGCGUUUCCCCUUUGUUGGGAGUGCAAUGCUGUUAUCACUAUUUUUGCUUUUUAAAUUUCUAUCUAAGGACUUGGUCAAUGCUGUAUUAACAUGCUAUUUCUUUGUUCUUGGGAUCGUUGCGCUUUCAGCAACACUGUUACCUACUAUUAAACGUUAUUUACCAGAGCAUUGGAAUCAGGACGUUAUUACAUGGCGAUUUCCAUAUUUCCGUUGUAUGUGGUGUCGAUGGUUUUUAUAUCUCCUAAUUCUUAUUUUGAUUUCUAUUGUGAAUCAUCUUAGGCCCGUUUGGACAGUGAGAUGAGAUGAGAUGGUUUUAGAUGAAAGUUGAAAGUUGAAUAAAAUAUUGUUAGAAUAUUAUUUUUUAAUAUUAUUAUUGUUUUGAGAUUUGAAAAAGUUAAUUUGUUUAUUAUGUUUUAUGUGGGAAUUUGAGAAAGUUAUAAUGAUGAGACGAGAUGAGAUGAAACCGUUUUUACAUCCAAACGGGGCCUUAAUGUGAAGUUUGUAGUGCAAUCUAUGUUUGUUAUACUUGCAUGAAUCUGUUAUUUUCACUUAUAAAGUAGUGCCAAUGGUUUUUGAUCAAGUAUUUACUCUCCAAUUUGAGAGACUGCAAUUUAGUGGGGCUGUCCUAUUGUUGUUCUGAGUUGGUUUAUAUAUAUAACUGUCCAUAACUGUUUUUUGGUUUAAUGAUGGAUUGCAGCUGUUCUCUCAACUGCCUAGACAAUAUUCUUCUAGUUUUCUUUUAC